GUUUUCAAAAAAUGUAUAAAAGGUGUUGAGUGUUAGAUAUGAAAAGCAUCACGAUGGUUACAUUUACAUAUCAAUGUUCGGAGAGAAGAAGAAGAAAAAGUAAAAGAGUAUGUCCUAUAUAAAAAGUACGGAUAUCGUCGUUCCAACCUCUCAUGGUCAAAGACUAGAGUGGCCCGGCAACAUCACCCAUAAGAUGUUAAAUAGACUACGGCUAAGAUCAUUCUUUUCAUCAGAAGUAGGUUGUGGUAUUUACUGUUCCCCCCCUAUUCCAUCAUUUUUUGUUCUUUUUUUCCUUUCUUAUAUAUCCCAAGCACGUCUCUCCCUCCCAGAUUAGCAGAUGGCGUGCGUCUUCCCCGUCUUCCCCUGCAAAGAGUGUCCCUCGCCCUU
This is a messenger RNA of Trichoderma harzianum CBS 226.95, 387 nucleotides long. RefSeq lists its product as hypothetical. Lineage: Eukaryota; Fungi; Ascomycota; Sordariomycetes; Hypocreales; Hypocreaceae. Bases 110 to 334 code for a protein of 74 amino acids. The record is from RefSeq and is a predicted model, not a curated record. The transcript has a single exon.